AGGGGUCCUCCUUAUCCCAGAGGCCACUUCUGAAGCUGGGGCCCCCAGAGGUGGAGGUAGCAGCCAGGAUGUCCACUCAGAGCAUCUACUACCUAAAGCCCGUGACUCUGCACCUGCCCCCUGGGAUCCCCGAGUCCCCGAGUCGCCAGCGGCGCCACACACUCCCCGCCAGUGAGUUUCGCUGCCUCACCCCAGAGGAUGCUGCCGGGGUGUUUGAGAUUGAGCGUGAAGCCUUCAUCUCUGUCUCGGGCAUCUGCCCCCUGAAUCUGGACGAGGUCCGGCACUUCCUGACCCUGUGUCCUGAGCUGUCCCUGGGCUGGUUCGUGGAGGGCCGCCUUGUGGCCUUCAUCAUUGGCUCCCUGUGGGACAAGGAGAGACUCACUCAGGAGUCGCUGACGCUGCACAGGCCCGGGGGCCACACAGCCCACCUGCAUGUGCUGGCCGUGCACCGCACCUUCCGGCAGCAGGGCAAGGGCUCCAUCCUGCUCUGGCGCUACCUGCACCACCUGGGCGGCCAGCCGGCCGUGCGCCGGGCCGUGCUCAUGUGCGAGGACCCGCUGGUGCCCUUCUACGAGAGGUUCGGUUUCCACCCUGUGGGCCCGUGCGAUGUCACCGUGGGCUCACUGGCCUUCACGGAGCUCCAGUGUUCCCUGUGGGGCCACACCUCCCUGCGCAGGAACAGUGACUGCUGACCUGGCCACCAUCUGGGGUGCCUACGGCCAGGUGCCAGAGAUGUGGGGAGGCAAGCUGGGGGCUCCUACCCUGUCCUGGUGUCCUCUUCUCCACCCUGGCCUUCCCCCAGCUCAGGAGACAGUGACUCCCAGGUGGCCACAGAGAGGGGAGGGGUGAAAUAAAGAGAAAGUGGGGUGGCUGCUCUCAGCCCUGGCUGCCCCGCUGGGGCACCAGCUGUGUGUCCUCCAGUCUGUCUGCACGAGGCCCUCUGUAGUCCCUGCAUUCCAAACUGUGCCCUAACAUGGCUGGGUCGGUUAAGUAGGGACAGUGGGAGGCAUCCUGCAGCUCUGCCUCGGCAUCCUCACUAAGCAAGCCUGGUGCUCAGGGGCCCUUAACCCCUCCAGACCCGGGUCUGCACCUUCCCAUCCUCAUCCCUGGAGUGCAGGGUACCUGGGAGCAGGAAGGGGCAGGGACCACCUCCCAGCUCACCACACUGGCCC
Molecule: messenger RNA, 1172 nt
Organism: Vicugna pacos (alpaca)
Lineage: Eukaryota; Metazoa; Chordata; Mammalia; Artiodactyla; Camelidae
Gene: AANAT
Product: aralkylamine N-acetyltransferase
Biological process (GO): melatonin biosynthetic process; circadian rhythm; response to light stimulus
Cellular component (GO): cytoplasm
Molecular function (GO): aralkylamine N-acetyltransferase activity
Source: RefSeq, a predicted model, not a curated record